Drosophila montana is the source of this 2337-nucleotide messenger RNA. Its product is annotated as prolyl endopeptidase. Gene Ontology annotation, biological process: proteolysis. Gene Ontology annotation, cellular component: cytosol. NCBI's taxonomy places the organism in Eukaryota, Metazoa, Arthropoda, Insecta, Diptera, Drosophilidae. The coding region runs from base 28 to 2310 and encodes 760 amino acids. The transcript is spliced from 10 exons. The record is from RefSeq and is a predicted model, not a curated record. Gene Ontology annotation, molecular function: oligopeptidase activity; serine-type endopeptidase activity.
UGUGACUUUUUCAAUGAGCUCCUCUCUAUGCAAAUUAUUACAAUGCGAUAUUUUUCAUCUCGACCUCAGCUCAAAAUCUUUGUUCGUGCAUUAUAUCUUGGAACGGCAAGUAGAAAUUCGCCAAUUAUAAAAAACAUCGGGAUGUCAGGUGUUCCGCAAAAGUCUUCAGAAUCAAUGAAAGCAAAUUUUGUAUAUCCCGUUGCCCGUAAGGACUUAUCGAUUGAAGAUAACUUCCAUGGCUCAAAGAUAAAGGACGUUUACCGUUGGCUUGAGGAUCCGGACGCCCCUGAAACCCAAGAAUAUGUUAAUAGUCAAAAUAAUAUAAGCCAACCAUUCCUCGAAAGUUGUGAACAGUGGAAAAAAAUAAAUAAUAAGCUUACAAAACUAUGGAACUAUCCGAAAUAUGGAUGCCCCAUGCAAUAUGGAAAAUAUUAUUAUUAUUUCAUGAAUACGGGUCUUCAAAAUCAAAGUGUUAUGUAUCAGCAAGAUUCACUACAUGGCGAGAGCAAGGUUUUUCUGGACCCUAACAGCCUGUCUGAGGAUGGAACAGUUGCGCUGUCGCAAAAGGCGUUUUCCGAAGAUGGUAAAUUUAUGGCUUAUGGGCUAAGUGAAAGUGGAUCUGAUUGGACUAAGAUUCGCAUACGAAACACUGAAACCGGUAAGGAUUUCGACGAAGUGCUUGAAAAAGUAAAAUUUUCGGAAAUAUCAUGGACAAAGGACAAUAAGGGAUUUUUUUACGGAAGAUACCCUGAUCAAGAUGGUAAAACUGAUGGUUCAGAGACCAAACAAAAUGAAAACCAAAAGCUUUAUUAUCAUCUCGUCGGAGAAAGUCAGGCUAAGGAUGUAUUAGUCGUUCAGUUUAAUGAGGAACCGUCGUGGCGCUUUCAAUCUGUCGUAUCCGACUGUGGCAAAUAUUUGAUACUGGCCAUUGUUAAAGACUGUCGUGAUAACAUAAUAUACUAUGCCGACCUUAAACCCGGGGAGCCAAUUAAAUCCGAACUGGAUGUUAAAAUCAUUGUUGAUAAAUUUGAGUCAGACUACGACUACGUGACUAAUGUGGGGUCAAAGGUGUAUUUUCGUACAAACAAGAAUGCUCCAAAUUAUCGUGUCAUAAUCAUCGACUUUGAAAAUCCAGCCGAAGAGAAUUGGGAGACCCUCAUACCGGAACACGAAAAAGAUGUGUUGGACUGGGCUAAAUGCGUCAAUGAAGAUAAGCUUAUUCUUUGUUAUAUAAGAGAUGUUAAAACGAUUUUGCAAGCUAAUUCACUUCAAACGGGAACACUAAUACGACAAUUUGAUUUGGAUAUUGGUACCAUUGUUGGAACCUCUGGAAAAACAAAAUAUUCGGAAAUUUUUUACAAUUUCUCGUCAUUCCUAAAUCCCGGAACAAUUUACCACUAUGAUUUUAAAUAUCCAGACCAGCCACCAAAAGUCUUUCGGGAAAUUAAACUCAAUUUGGACGGAUUUCGACAGGAUAAUUACGCCGUUGAGCAAAUCUUUUAUUCUAGCAAAGAUGGCACUAAGGUGCCAAUGUUUAUAAUACAGAAGAAACGAGCUGUUCGUGAGCCCCGACCAUGUCUGCUUUACGGUUAUGGAGGAUUUAAUAUUAGCAUGCUGCCAACAUUUGGGCUAACAGGUCUUAUGUUUGUAGAUACUUUUGAUGGCGUUCUGGCUUAUCCGAACAUUCGUGGUGGUGGCGAGUACGGCGAAAAGUGGCAUAAUGGCGGACGCUUGCUUAAUAAACAAAACGUUUUCGACGACUUUCAAUGUGCUGCAGAGUAUUUAAUUGAAAACAAAUUUACCACAAAAGACCGUUUGGCAAUACAGGGCGGAUCUAACGGCGGUCUUCUGGUUGGUGCAUGCAUCAAUCAACGUCCUGAUUUGUUUGGAGCAGCUAUUGCACAAGUUGGCGUAAUGGAUAUGUUGCGGUUUCAUAAAUUCACUAUUGGUCACGCUUGGUGCUCGGACUAUGGAAAUCCCUCGGACAAGGAACACUUUGAUAAUCUUUAUAAGUUUUCUCCGUUGCACAAUAUCCAUGCACCACAAAAUGAAUUGAAAGAGUAUCCAUCCACACUGAUUUUGACCGCUGAUCACGACGAUCGCGUCAGUCCACUGCAUUCAUUAAAGUUUGCAGCUGCAUUGCAGGAUGCUGUGCGUAAUUCAGAAUUUCAGAAAAAUCCGUUGCUACUUCGUGUAUACAAAAAAGCUGGUCACGGUGCUGGAAAGCCAACAUCUAAAAGAAUUGAAGAAGCUACCGAUAUUCUAACAUUUAUGUAUAAAAGUCUUAAAAUGGAUGUCAUCAAUUUAUAAUUUGUAAAUAUAUAGGUAACUAUUGUA